AUGGACCCACGGCUGUGGUACCCGCCAUCAGGGUUCGACGCCUGGGGUUCGACGCCUGGCCACUGCAGAUUUUACAUAUGGGCUGCAGCAUCCCAGACCACCAGUUCUAGAGGGCCCUUCAGUGGAAGCUUAAAAAUCCCUGGUCGCGGACUUCGGUCCGGUGGGCUAGUCGGCCCACAAAUGUGGUCUGGAUACUGGGUUAGCAAAAAAAAAAAAGUUCGCAAACCAGAGGACUUGAGCAAAGAGAACAUAGUACUUGAGGAGUUUGCUCGAGAUCGUCAAAAAGGACAAAGUCAACAGGGACGGAGUUGA
This is a messenger RNA of Microthlaspi erraticum, 312 nucleotides long. Lineage: Eukaryota; Viridiplantae; Streptophyta; Magnoliopsida; Brassicales; Brassicaceae. The record is from the annotation of a GenBank genome assembly.